Molecule: messenger RNA, 1308 nt
Organism: Sodiomyces alkalinus F11
Lineage: Eukaryota; Fungi; Ascomycota; Sordariomycetes; Glomerellales; Plectosphaerellaceae
Exons: 1
Coding region: 1-1308 (435 amino acids)
Source: RefSeq, a predicted model, not a curated record
AUGCCGAGGUCAAGGAGGAGACAAACGGCCAAGGCACCACUCCUCUUCCUCUCCUCUCUCGCCCUCCUCCUCCUCGCAGCACCCCUAGCCCGAGCCGACGUCGAAAACGACUUCAGCCUCUACCCCUCCGCCGCCCAGCCAUGUCUCGAAGAAGCCGACGAGCAGAGUAGUUGUCAGGGGGAUACGGUCGAGGAGAUGAACGACUGCCUCUGCUCCAACCGCCGCAACUUCGUCACCCAUGCCGCCCGCUGCCUCGGCGCCCGAGUCCCCGCCACCCUCCGCAUCGUCUACAGCACGAUGGAGACCAGUUGCGACGACACCGACACUCCGCUCUCCCUCGACGAAGACGAGUUUAUGCAGAUCGGCGCCGCGGCUUCUUCCAGUUCCAACGUGGCCGGUCCGUCGUCCACCACUACCGACAUAUCCUCCUCCUCCUCCUCCUCUUCUUCCCACGCAUCUUCAACCUCAAUAAUACCGACGACAUUAUCCUCCGCAUCAUCCCCCACAUCGUCCCCUCAGUCCACCACCAGCAGUACACCCACCACCACCGCCGACGCCGUCGCAGAAGUCGAGGAAGACAACGACGAAACCCCACCGCUCUCCACGGGCGCCAUGGUGGGAAUCAGCGUCGGCAGCGCCGCAGGUGUAGCCUUCAUCCUCGCCACGUUCAUCAUCGCGUGGAAGAAAGCCCGUCGAAACCGCGCAGCCCACGAUGAAGCCCGCCCCAUGCUCGACAUCGCCGGAGGGGCAGGUGGGGGCGGAGGAGGAGCAGCACCAUGGAAUACGAGCCCCGGGAUUGGUUCCGACGGGGGGAAAAGCGGCGACGGCGUAUAUCCGAGCGCACCACCGCAGGAUUGGAAAGCCGCCGAUGGGAAACCGGGCUGGAGGCCAGCGAGUCAGAGCCCGGCGUCUGGGCUCGUGUUCCCGGGUGGUUGGCCACCGCAAGACGGGGGCUGGGAUGCUCAGCAUUCACAACAGCAGCAGCAGCAGCAACAUGGUGCGUGGGGGUAUUAUCCGGGUCAGCCGUGGCCUGGAUCCCCGGCGGGAGGACCGCAGCAAAAGCAGCCACCGAAACAAGCACUAGGGCCUGUCGCGGAGCUUUCCUCCGAGAACGAGCAGCCCGGGGUAGGCAACCCCGGCCCUGACGCGGGCUUGUACGAGCUUGCUUCUAUGCCUGCCGCUGUACAACUGCCGAAGGAACCGGUUGAGAUACCGGGGUCCCUGGGACGUUUCACGGAGUCGCGGCCGCCGCCUCAGUCCCAGUCAGCUCAGCCGGGAUUACCAUCCCACUCCCCAUGGGGGAGAUAA